AUGCCUCCUCCAUCAGCCCUCGCUAUUAAAACAUCCUCUGUUAUCCGACUCGUAAAAGAGGAGGCUUCUUAUCAUAAAGAAGCUGCUCAGCAGAAAGCUCAAGUCGAAAAGCUUGAAGCAGAUGGCGCUGACGAAUAUGAGCUGAGGCAACCGAAAAAAGCUCUUGAAGAAACUCUUGUGAUGGCUCCUGCGGUUAGAAAGAGAUUAGCUUCAUCUCUUGAACUUCUUCAAAUGGCUCUUGACGACGCAUCCGAGGCCGAAACCGCCGAAGCAAAGGAGAAGGCCGCUAAAGCUCUCGAGGAUGGAAGGAAGGUUCUUAAGGAAUACGGCGAAUAUGAAUAA
Molecule: messenger RNA, 342 nt
Organism: Morchella importuna
Lineage: Eukaryota; Fungi; Ascomycota; Pezizomycetes; Pezizales; Morchellaceae
Exons: 3
Coding region: 1-342 (113 amino acids)
Biological process (GO): tubulin complex assembly; post-chaperonin tubulin folding pathway
Cellular component (GO): cytosol; microtubule cytoskeleton
Molecular function (GO): beta-tubulin binding
Source: RefSeq, a predicted model, not a curated record